Messenger RNA from Lathyrus oleraceus (garden pea), 2146 nucleotides. RefSeq names its product protein CPR-5. The record is from RefSeq and is a predicted model, not a curated record. Bases 221 to 1912 code for a protein of 563 amino acids. The transcript is spliced from 5 exons. Gene Ontology annotation, biological process: defense response; trichome morphogenesis; leaf senescence. NCBI's taxonomy places the organism in Eukaryota, Viridiplantae, Streptophyta, Magnoliopsida, Fabales, Fabaceae.
AAAAGCGGUAAAGUACAGGUUAAACGUACGGAGACAACAUUGACGCGAUCAUACACACCGCUUCAGAAACCCAACACAACACUCUCCAAUAGCAACGAAUUGAAUAAAAUUAAAUUAUGAUUAUUACUACUCUAUCACUAUAACACCGAGCGCUCCAAAUUUCGGCGUAGUUUAAUUUUAAAUUUCAUGGCUUCUUCAUCUCUUCAUUGAAACGAUAACAAUGGAAGACGACAAGCGCCACCAAGUCGCUGAGAUCCAGAGUUGUUCUUCACAAUCAGAAUCAGAAGUAAUACCCAAUAAUAGGUCAACUUUCGAUGCUUCCGAAACGACGUCGUAUAGUUCUUCACAGUUACCAAAACCUAAACCUAGAACUAAGGGAAUUUUGUGCAAACGACGGAACCCUAGAGUCACUGUUCGCCGCAUAAGGGUUAAUAAUGUUGCCGCCAUCGGUUUUCCUCUUGGAAUGUCGUUCGCCGCUGUUAUGGCUCAGGUGUUAUAUAGAAGAGAUGCUGCAGCUGAUAGUAUGUCUCCCAGUCAUCUUUCGUCGAUAUGCACGUCUGCGAUCAAUGAAUCUUUAUCCAGUGUAUUUGGAGACAAGCUAGAUGGUUUGACAAAGAACUUUGAACAAUCUUUUGAUAGCACUUUGAGUACUCUUCGUUUAAUUUAUGAAUCAACGAUUAGCAAUGAAGGGAAUAAAUUGAAUAACAUGAGGUUGGAAAUUCCAAAUUCUAAAUUGAAUAACAUGAGGUUGGAAAUUCCAAAUUCUAAAUUGAAUAACAUGAGGUUGGAAAUUCCAAAUUCUAAAUUGAACACAGGAGACUGCUCAGGUAAUAUUGUUAUGGAGGAUUGUCAAUCAGAGCCACUGUCACAUGAACAUGCUGAAAACAUUGAUCAAUCAAUUAGUAGUGAAGAGUUCAGGGAUGAUUUUCACAUGGAGUCAGUUACUCAUGAUCUUGCUUUGCAUGGGCAAUCAAACCAAAUGGUUUGUUUUUCUCCAACCUCUUCUGGAGCUGUAGUUAAUAAUCCAGUGAUUAGUUCAUUUGAGAAGUCUGUUGUGGAGCAAUGCCGUUCUAAUGACCUCAAGACUGUUGAAAUUGGUCUUACAAGGCAAAAAUUGAAACUCAAAGAGAUAGAUUUGGCUCUCCGCUACGAUUUAAAUGAUCUGGAGCGAUCCAAGUUAGCUAUGGAAGUAUCGAAGUCAUCUUUCAAAACUGAAAAGUUUAAGAGUCAGUUAGAAGAUACCAGAUAUGGUGAACUAAAUAAGAAGUGCAUAGACUGUCUUAUUGCUGGUCUAUUCAUUAUGUCAGCCUCACUUUUUUAUGGCGCUUAUGUUUAUAACUUUGAACAGUUUAUCGAGGCUGCUGAAUUGUGUGCUCCAGAAGAGGAAUCUUACUCCUGGUUUACUCCAAAGUCAGUAGCCUGGUUCAAUUCAAGUGUGCAUGUUUUUAUUUGUCGAGUUGGAGUUGUAAGCCGAAUGGUGUUUGGUUUCCUAAUGAUCAUUGUAGUUGCAUAUUUGCUCUUCCAGCGGGCAUCAACAUUGUCAUCACAAACUAUGCCAGUCACUUUCAUCCUUUUGAUGCUAUGUAUUGGCUGUGGUUACUGUGGAAAACUGUGUAUAGACACACUGGGAGGUAGUGGUAAUGUUUGGCUCUUAUAUUGGGAGAUUCUAUGUUUGCUGCAUUUCGCAUCUAUAUGCUGGACGUCUGCUUUGUAUCGAAUCCUUCAUGGACCAAUCGACGUAAUGCAGACAAAGAAAGGUAAUACAAUUUUUCGGUACUGGAUUCGUCGGUUGCUGUUCUAUGUUAUUUUGCUUGUUGUUCUGCCAUUGUGCUGUGGUCUCAUGCCUUUUGCUAGCUUAGCUCAAUGGAAAGACCAUUUUAUGUCGAAGGUGAUUACUGGAUCAGAAUGGUAAAACAUCUUUUGGUCAUGUAAACUGCAUAUUUUUGUGUAAAACCAUGAGCAGCUUAGCUUGUGGUAAGCCAACUUACAAAGCUCCAUCAAUUGUAUUUGCCUGCAGCUAGUUUUGUUUGGCUCAUUUUUGUUAAUUAUUUUAUUUUAUCUCAUGUUGAAAGUUACACUAUUAUUGAUGUAAUAUUAUACACCACUUUUAUUUAUUUAUUUAUAAUAUAUCAGUUUUUAUUUAUAA